Molecule: messenger RNA, 1272 nt
Organism: Bactrocera dorsalis (oriental fruit fly)
Lineage: Eukaryota; Metazoa; Arthropoda; Insecta; Diptera; Tephritidae
Product: DNA topoisomerase 1
Exons: 2
Coding region: 39-737 (232 amino acids)
Source: RefSeq, a predicted model, not a curated record
UGUCCGCAAAUAAAAAAAAAACUUCUUGCUUUAAAACCAUGGUAUAUAACAAGAAAAUUGCGCCGCUGCUAACGAGCAGUCAAAACUUUCACCUCCAGAGCAUAGGUUCUGCAAAGAUGGCACUAAAGAUACAAUUUAUACUCUUAGCCGCUUUUGUCUUUGUCGCUUUGGCCAGCAACAGCGUACAUGCGGCUGACUCGUCCGAUUCUGAUGACGACAGCACAGACGCUGCAACAUAUACAUCCCCCGAUGAAUCCACCGAUGAAAACUCUUCAGACGGAAGUACAGACGAUCCAACAUAUACAUACUCCGAUGAAACCACCGAAACAUCGACAGAUGCUCCAGCUGCAGACGAUACCACUGAGAAUCCAGUAGAUGAAUCUACCGCAGACGACUCAUCUGAUGAUGACAGCAGUACGGACAGCACUACCGAAGCUGUGGUAGGAUCCAGCACAGGAACCCCUGUAAAAAGGAGAGUGGUUAGAAGGCGCAGACGCGUUACUGUUUCCCCAAGUGUCCGUAGAAGAAGAAGAACCACUCAGCGUAUUCGUAUUAGGAGGCGUACUACAACUAGAAGAACUACAGCUAGAAUAACCGUGGCACCUAACAGACCAGCUGCUGUGAGAACAACGAUCAGAAGAGCAGUCGUAACCCCCAGAACAACUAAGAGAGCAGCCGUAGCUCGCAGAACAACCAGGAGAAGAGUAGUAGUUCGAAGACAAGUAAGAAGAGGUUAGGGAGCGAAUGAUUCUAAAUAAAUAUUUGCAAUAAAAAAUAUUUUAUUUUUCUUUCGACAUUGAUUCGUAAGGAACUUGGAAAGUUCGCAAUUAGCAGAUUGAAUAUUUGAAUAUUUUGAUAUCAGGUUCAUUUCAAUCGUCAGAGUUUUGAAAAAUUAAAUUCAGUUACUUGAAACAAGACAAGGCAAGACAACAAGAAUUAAGAACAAAGACAAAAACUUAGACACAACUCUGCUAAAAGAUAUAUACAAACUUAUUACUCGGUUUCCGGGUCAUAGAGACGUAGUGUCUGGACCCGGUAAGAAGAAUAUACGUAAAAUAUUUAAGAGCAAUAAAGAUGAUUUGCUACAAGUUUGAAAAGACAAAUACAGAUGAGCUCCACAGCAAGGCAAGUUGAGCAUAAACAAAAUUUUGAGCCCCUAGAAGGAGGGGGACUACUAGACAGACGAUAACGACAAAUAAGAUAGUGAAAAUGAUAAUCACAAAGCUACAGAUGACGGAGUUAACGGCUUAGUACGUAGGCAUACUGUUUCAC